This is a messenger RNA of Cryptomeria japonica (Japanese cedar), 1428 nucleotides long. RefSeq lists its product as uncharacterized. NCBI's taxonomy places the organism in Eukaryota, Viridiplantae, Streptophyta, Pinopsida, Cupressales, Cupressaceae. The coding region runs from base 1 to 1428 and encodes 475 amino acids. Gene Ontology annotation, cellular component: intracellular membrane-bounded organelle. The record is from RefSeq and is a predicted model, not a curated record. The transcript has a single exon.
AUGGGCCCCAGGUUAAACAAAAUGAAGGCGGUGAGUUAUAGGCAGGCUUGGAUGAUAGCCUGCAUCUUCAUCUGGGCAGUGGCUCGCCUACUUUUGGAAAAUGUCAGUCAUUCCCAGAGCUCACCUUCUGUAGACAACUAUGAGAGAAUGCAUGAUCGUUUUCCAGAAGUUGAGGAGCACUGUGCUUCUGUUGCAAGUGAAGCAUCUCUUCGUCUUCCUCAUAGUAAUUGGCGGCUUCCAAAGGAACUCGCUCCUCCACUCUCUGGAGAAUGGGAGCAAGAGAUUGGAUCUGCGCCUCUUUUACCUUUACAUUUUCAACAGCAGGACAAAAGUUUCAAGAUGACUUUUUUAUCUCUAUAUCCCUACUAUUCAGAUUCUCAAUCUGCCACCAACACCAAACUCAUGAACGUCACAGCAUUCCUAUGUUUUCACAUGUCUAAGAAGGAAAGUAAUAUAAUCGAUAAUAAGAUCUGGGAAGGAUUUGAAAAUCAGCCAGGCGCAACUCAUCAUUGCAUUAACUUGCAAGGAAUUUACGCUGAAUCAAAUAGUGGAAAUGAAAAGUUGUGUAUGUUGGGCCGAUCGAAGGUGGCCCUGCGACAAAGUAAUGCCACUGCCACUACAGGGUGGGAUUGGUCGGCGUCUCCGUUGGUUGAAGAUGACAAAUUUCUGCUUCAUCUGCAGAUUCCGCCCAACAACGGCCUAACUACCAGAAAGAUUGUUGGGCGAUUGACGAGCCUCCGUGCUUCAGAUCAUCCCCUGUUUUUUGAUCCCGUUGAUAUCACUUUCCCAUUGGAUCACUUUCCCUACAAAUUUAUAACAGACAGCAUGGUUGAAAGCGCCUGCAAUUCACGUGUCCAUGAAAAAAAGCCUGUAGAUUUGGAAUUGUACCAGGGGAAAUAUCAACACUGUGGAUUCUUCAGGUCAAUAUUGAAGCGGCAGAUUCUGAAGGGGAUCCCAAAUUGGCAAUGCAAAGGCCCAGUAGAGUAUUGUAACAGGGUUGGUCCUUUCUCCGAUCAAGGGGGCUUCAGCAACUCCAGGAUUCUCAUUCAGGGCUUUGAAUGCUUUCGAUCCAAAGAAUAUCCAGAUGUCAAUGUCAGUGCCGCUAUUAGAGUUUUGCCUGCACAAGAACAAGAACACGACACCGAGAGCUCUCGAUUAAUAUCAGUUAUGUGGAUCCAAGGAACAUGGAGAAAAGCAUCCCCUGGUGAGAUUUGUAUGGUGGGAUGUCUUGCAUCUACCCCUGCGCCUGCUUGUGAUUUCCAGGUCUGUCUCUACAUUCCAAAAGCUUUUUCUCUCAAGCAGCGCAAUCUGAUGUUGGGUUUUAUUUCUAGCAUUCGCAAAGACUCUGGAAAGGCAUUGUAUCCUCUUUCCUUUGAGUAUCCAAUACAGUCUGACAUGUCUCUGCCUUUACUCUUGAGGGUCAAAUAA